This is a messenger RNA of Monodelphis domestica (gray short-tailed opossum), 6104 nucleotides long. It is a transcript of the gene AOX1, whose product is annotated as aldehyde oxidase 1. The record is from RefSeq and is a predicted model, not a curated record. Gene Ontology annotation, molecular function: NAD binding; oxidoreductase activity; 2 iron, 2 sulfur cluster binding. NCBI's taxonomy places the organism in Eukaryota, Metazoa, Chordata, Mammalia, Didelphimorphia, Didelphidae.
AUUCACGGAAGCUUAGGCAAAGCCCCGCCUAGGUCAGAGGAGAUUGGGGCGGCGCGGACAGUUAGAACUAUGCCCCUCGCUCUGCUCCUCAAUUACACUGUGGUGCAUUCCCUGGGUCAGCCGCGCUGAGCUCCAGAGCCUUGAAGCCCUUUUCUGUGUCGAGGCUUUACUAGCCCUAGCUGACCAGGACACUCUUUUGCUAUCAUGUCUUUUGCCUUAAACGGGCCAUCGGAACUGCUUUUCUAUGUGAAUGGCAGAAAGGUAACUGAGAAGAAUGCAGAUCCUGAAACAAUGUUGUUAUCAUACUUGAGGAAGAAACUCCAUCUGACAGGAACAAAAUAUGGCUGUGGUGGAGGUGGCUGUGGAGCCUGCACGGUGAUGAUAUCAAGAUGUGACCCUGGAACUAAAAAAAUAAGACAUUAUUCGGCCAAUGCCUGCCUUCUUUCUAUAUGCUCUCUGUAUGGGGCUGCUGUCACCACAGUAGAAGGCAUAGGAAGUACCAAAACCAGGCUUCAUCCAGUUCAGGAAAGAAUUGCCAAAUGUCAUGGGACUCAGUGUGGAUUCUGUAGCCCUGGGAUGGUGAUGUCUUUGUACUCUCUUUUGAGAAACAUUUCGGAACCCUCAAUGGAUCAGUUAAUGGAAGCUCUUGGAGGUAAUUUGUGUCGUUGCACUGGAUAUCGGCCCAUAGUAGAUGCCUGCAAGACUUUCUGUAAAGCUACUGAUUGCUGCCAGAGUAAGGAAAAUGGCAUCUGCUGCUUGGAUCAAGAAGAAAAUGAAUUGCUAGAUUCUGAGCAAGGAAAUAGGACAUGUCAAAAACCCUUUCAAGAAGAAGAGUUUCUGCCAUUGGAUCCUACUCAGGAAUUUAUAUUUCCCCCUGAACUAAUGAUGAUGGCUGAGAAGCAGCCUAAAAUAACUAGGGUUUUCUAUGGGGAACGGAUAACCUGGAUUUCUCCUGUAACACUAAGAGAUCUUCUGGAAGUGAAAGCCAAGUAUCCAGAUGCACCAAUUGUCAUGGGAAACACCACUGUGGGACCUAAUAUGAAGUUCAAAGGGAUUUUUCAUUCUGUUAUCAUUUCUCCUGAUAGAAUUGCAGAACUGAAUGCUGUAAAUUAUACAGACAAUGGAUUGACAAUAGGUGCUGGCUGUAGCCUAGCCCAGUUGAAAGAUGUCCUUACUGAUAUGAUCUUGGAGCUUCCAGGAGAGAAGACACAGACAUACCGAGCUCUCUUAAAGCAUCUGAAGACUCUGGCAGGAUCACAGAUCAGGAAUGUGGCAUCUUUAGGGGGCAGUGUCAUCAGUAGACAUUCAACAUCAGAUCUGAAUCCCCUUCUGGCUGUGGGUAACUGUACCCUUAAUCUGGCUUCGAAAGAUGGAAAGCGACAAAUUCCUUUGAAUAACCAAUUUCUUAUGAGAGUAAGAAGUUCAGAUCUCAGACCUGAAGAAAUCUUGAUCUCAGUGAACAUUCCCUAUUCUAGAAAGUGGGAAUUUGUCUCAGCCUUUCGACAAGCUCCACGUCAACAAAAUGCCUUGGCAAUUGUCAAUUCUGGAAUGAGAGUCCUUUUUGAAGAAGAUACAAAUAUCAUUAGGGAUAUCUGUAUUUUCUAUGGUGGCAUUAGCUCAACCACUGUAUGUGCUAAGAAAUCUUGCCAGAAACUCAUAGGAAGAGCUUGGAAUGAGGAGAUGCUGGGUGAUGCUUGUCGACUGGUUCUAGAGGAACUUUUCCUCCCAGCCUCAGCACUUGGUGGAAAGGUGGAAUACAAGAGGUCCCUCAUUGUCAGUUUUCUUUUCAAAUUCUACAUAGAAGUGUUGCAGGUUUUGAAGAUGAUGAACCCUGCUCUUGGUCCUUAUUUACCCUCUGAGUAUGGAAGUGUUUUAGAAGAUUUCCAUUCUAAACAUUAUGAGACCGUUUUAAGGUACCAGAAGGUAGAUACUAAACAAUUUCCUCAAGAUCCAAUUGGGCGUCCCAUCAUGCACCUUUCUGGUAUUAGACAUGCAACGGGUGAAGCCAUUUAUUGUGAUGACAUGCCUGCACUGGAGCAAGAACUUUUCUUGGCCUUUGUAACAAGUUCAAGGGCUCAUGCUAAGAUUGUGUCUAUUGAUACAUCAGAGGCUCUUAAAUUACCAGGAGUAAUUGAUGUUCUGACAGGUAAAGAUCUUCAAGAUGUAAACUCCUUCAGGGAUUUUCUUGAGACUGAGGAAAUAUUGGCGACUAAUGAGGUCUUUAGUGUGGGCCAGCUUGUGUGUGCCGUAGUUGCUGAUUCAGAUGUUCAGGCAAAGCGAGCAGCUCAUCUGGUGAAGAUUGAGUAUAAUGAUUUGAAACCCUUGAUCCUGACUAUUGAGGAUGCUAUACAGCAUAACUCUUUCUAUGAGCCAGAAAGAAAAAUAGAAUAUGGAAAUGUUGAUGAAGCAUUUAAAACCGUUGACCAAAUCCUUGAAGGUGAGAUCCACAUUGGAGGUCAAGAACAUUUUUACAUGGAAACUCAAAGCAUGCUUGUUGUCCCACAUGGAGAGGAUAAAGACAUGGAUAUCUAUGUGUCAACACAAAAUCCUAGAUUAGCACAGGACAUAGUAGCUUCCAUAUUAAGGGUUCCAUCUAACAAGAUCAUGUGCCAUGUCAAACGAGUUGGUGGAGCAUUUGGUGGAAAAUCAAUAAAAACUAGUAUCUUGGCAGCUAUUACAGCAUUUGCAGCAAGCAAAACUGGUCGUCCAGUUCGUUGCAUUUUGGAACGUGGAGAAGAUAUAUUAAUAACUGGAGGUCGUCAUCCUUACCUUGGAAAGUACAAAGUAGGAUUCAUGAAUGAUGGUAGAAUCAUGGCCCUCGAUGUUGUACAUUAUGCUAAUGGUGGCUUCAUGUUGGAUGAAUCUGUAUUUGUAGUAGAGAUGGGCAUCCUAAAGUUGGACAAUGCCUACAAGAUCCCAAACCUGCGGUGCCGAGGUCUUGCUUGCAAAACGAAUCUGCCUUCCAAUACCGCUUUCCGUGGAUUUGGCUAUCCCCAAGCAGCACUGAUUACAGAAUCGUGUAUGACAAAAGUUGCUGCCCAAAGUGGUUUGCCCCCAGAGAAGGUGAGAAUGAUAAACAUGUACAAAGAAAUGGAUGAAACACAUUAUAAACAGGAGAUUGAUGCAAAGAAUCUAAUAAAAUGUUGGAAUGAAUGCAUGGAGAUAUCCUCAUACUACAGAAGGAAAGCGAUGGUAGAAGAUUUCAACAAGAAGAAUUAUUGGAAAAAGAAAGGCAUUGCACUUAUUCCAAUGAAAUUUCCUAUUGGUCUUUGCUCACUUGCUGCUGGUCAGGCAGCUGCUCUAGUUCACAUCUAUCUAGAUGGAUCUGUGCUAGUAACCCACUGUGGAAUCGAAAUGGGGCAAGGAGUUCACACUAAAAUGAUUCAGGUUGUCAGUCGUGAGUUAGGGAUGCCAAUGGACAAUAUUCAUUUGCGGGGAACAAGUACUGAAACCAUCCCUAAUGGAAAUGUCUCUGGGGGAUCUGUGGUGGCAGAUCUCAAUGGGCUGGCACUGAAGGAUGCUUGUCAAAUUCUUCGAAAGCGUCUGGAGCCCAUCAUUAGCAAAAACCCUUAUGGCACAUGGAAGGAGUGGGCACAAGAAGCUUUUAAUCAAAGCAUUAGUCUUUCAGCAACUGGAUAUUUCAGGGGCUAUGAGUCAAACAUGGACUGGGAAAAAGGCGAAGGUCACUUAUUUCACUACUGCGUGUAUGGAACUGCCUGUUCAGAAGUUGAAAUUGACUGCCUGACAGGAGAUCAUAAGAAUAUAAGAACAGACAUUGUCAUGGAUAUUGGCCACAGUAUCAAUCCAGCUCUUGAUAUAGGGCAGGUUGAAGGUGCAUUUAUUCAAGGUGUUGGUCUUUAUACACUAGAGGAACUGAAAUACUCACCUGAAGGAAUUUUGUACACUCGGGGACCAGAACAAUAUAAAAUCCCUUCUUUCUGUGAUGUUCCUUCUGAACUCAAUAUUUCCUUUUUGCCUCCUUCUAAAGUUGCUCACACUCUAUAUUCAUCAAAGGGCUUGGGUGAAUCCGGAUUAUUCCUGGGAUCCUCUGUGUUUUUUGCUCUACAUGAUGCCAUUCUUGCAGCACGACAAGAAAGAGGAUUUUCUGGAGUCUUCACACUGAAUAGUCCAUUGACCCCUGAGAAGAUUAGAAUGGCUUGUGAAGAUAAAUUUACAAAAAUGAUUCCAAAGGAUGAACCUGGAUCUUAUGUUCCUUGGGAUAUUCGUGUAUGAAUCAAAGACAAAAAAAUAGAGAAAAUAUGAUGGAGAUUGUGAUUAUACCUGGUAAUGGAGAAUCAGUCACAUGAAUCUUCUUAGAUUAAAUAAUGCCAUAUCUAAUACUAUUCAUUUCCAGAAUCCAUUAAGAUUUUGGCAAAUAAAGAUAUUUAACUCUGCUUUUAGGUACGUUCAACAAUUACCCUCCUCCUGCCUCAGAUUUUUAUAGCUAUCCUUAGGCUCUAAAGACCAAAUGAAAGGGACAACUUCUAACCUAUUUCCUCUAGAAUACCUUUUCUCCCAUUAGGGAUUUGUCUAAGAUUAUAUUGUGAGAAUUUCAAUAUGCAUAUGAAUUCAUAUGGUCAGCAUUUCCAUAGAUUGGGAUGUCUUUCUGGGUCCCUACAGGAGAUGAGAAAAGGAUCAGAAUACUCCAGGGAUUGAUGGUAUGAUAAAAAGAUAGGAAUUUUAGCUUGAAAAUCAAAGAGCAUGUUGGAAAGGACAGUGUGAAAUCGUGGAAAGAACACUGAGAUUUCAAAGAAUAUAAGUUUCUGUCAUUAUCCUAACACUGAGUGACCUUAGGCAAGUCCUUUACUUCCUUAAAUUUCAGUUCUCACAUCUGUAAAAUAAAGGUGAUGGGUUGGAAUAGACUUCUAAAGUAUUUAAAUCAAUGAUAUGAGAUUAGAUCAUGUCAGCCCUAAAACAUUUUUAAAUUUUGUAAUCAAGAGAUUAAGUGAUCCAACAAAUCAAAAGCCAAAAAUCCAUAAGUCAUUAAAAUACUUGAUCCAGGGGCAAGGAUGAAAAACAACCCAAAUUUAAGAGUAAUGUGUUGAAAGCCAAAGCAAUAAAAACCAAAGUUAGGAUAAUAAAAUUGGUAGAAACUUUGGCCUACUUUAUCUAAAAACAUGUUUCCUUGGGGCUAAAUCCUAAUUGAAAGAGUGACAAUGGAUUGUUGACCAGGGGUUUUAAUUUAUCUGAGUCUUUGUGUUCUUCAUUUGUAAAAAGAAGGGGGUUCAACAUAAUGAUUUUUAGUUUCCUUUCCAAUUUCAUAUUUUAUGGUUCCUUAGUGUUUGUUUUAUGUAGAAAUAUUAUUUUAUGACAAGGUAAAUAAUGACUAUAAAUACCCCAAGAUUUUAGCAUUUCCUCCUAAAUGGGGUUAAUUUUCUUUGGUAUAUAUUAAGUAAACAAAAAUAUGAUGGUAUUGGGGUUUUUUCCCAUAGGAUGGAUGUCAGGCAUCUCCACCUCAUAAGUAUAAUUAUUUUUAUUUUAUCUCUUCCUAAGUUUUAUAUUUCCACAUGGUGAAUUUUCUUAAAGCAGGAUUUGCCCAGGUUUACAUUUUUUGGUCCCAUUUCAUAACCUAAUAUUCUUCGGAGAGCUGACAUUUAAUUAAUCAUUGUUGACUAAUGUGUUUUUUGUUAUAUUGGUUUUUCUAAAGAUAUGAGGAGUGGAGAGAAAGAAAGUAUAUAUAACUCCAUUUAUCUGCCUUAUAUUAAAAAUACUACUAAUAAUAAAUAUUCAGUUUUGUUUCUAUAAAGUGUGGCAUUCUACACUUAAAUAGAAAGCUCACUCAUUUAUUGAAAAAGACAAUUAGUUUAAUUGAUUUAAGCAUUUGAGAUGUUUAAGCCUCAGACUUAAAGCUGUAAUCCUAUUAUAUAUGAGGAGAAAAAUGUUAGAUUAUUAUUAAAAUUAUAACUUAUCUUUAUAUAGUGCUUUAAAGUUUUCAAAGUGCUUUACAUGCAUCAUCUCAUUUUAGUCAUGCAAAACCUCUUCUAACAAAAUGAUUUUGAUUAAGUUUGUUUUAGAAUGUAAGCUCUCUGGAGAGCAAAAAUGAUAUUGGUUGUUAUCUCUUAUGCUGUUUGUGAUGAUUAAUAAAUGCCAUUUAAUAAUGCUAA